AUGACAACGAGCUCAGCAACGCCGCAGACCAAUGGCGGCACAAACGGUCACUCGGUACACCCCCAAAACGGCAACUCAGCUGCCGGUGGAAAAUCCGAUGUUUGCGUUGUCGGAGCCGGCCCCGCCGGCCUGAUGCUCGGUUCUUUGCUGGCGAGAUUCGGCCAAAAGGUGGAGCUCAUUGAUGAGAGACCCGACCAGACAACAGUCGGUCGUGCCGAUGGCAUCCAACCAAAGUCUAUUGAGACCUUCCAGAUGCUCCGUCUAGGCGACGGGCUCCUUCGUGAUGGAGUCAAAGUGCACGACAUCUGCAUGUGGCAAAGUUCCAGCGAUGCCGACCUUCACCGCAUCAGCCGUUCCAUUCACUACCCUGCAUCAGUCGUCGACCUUCUCCAGCCGUACAUUUUGCUGUGCCAUCAGGGCAUGAUCGAGUCCGUCUUCAUCGAUGACUUCCGGAAGAGCGGCUUCGAGGUGAAGCGUAGCCACAGCUUUCAGACUUACACGACGCUGGAAGAUGGCUCUCUGCAGAUUGAGGCCGACCACCACGAACAUGGACCAACGAAAAUUCUUACUGAUUAUGUCGUGGGUUGCGACGGCGCCCGCUCUCGUGUUCGUCAGUCCAUUCCCGACACCUACGCACAAGGAACGCCACACACAUCCGUCUGGGGUGUUCUUGAUGGUGAGCUGGAGACCGACUUCCCCGAUAUCUGGAGCAAGACCGUCGUCUUCUCGGAACAGCACGGGUCCAUCCUCAUCAUCCCCCGUGAGCGUAACAUGACGCGCUUCUACAUCGAGAUGAAGGCUUCCACAACAUCAAAGAACCUCGGCGAAGAAUAUGUCAUGGAGCAGGCCAAGUUGAUUCUGGCCCCGUACAGCGUGAACUGGCGCUCAGUCGAAUGGUUCGGCAACUACCAAGUUGCGCAACGUGUCGCCGCCCGCUUCACCGACCCCUCCCAAAGAGCCUUCAUUGCCGGAGAUGCCAGUCACACGCACAGCCCUAAGGCAGCCCAAGGAAUGAACACAAGUAUCCACGACUCCUGGAACCUGGGCUGGAAGCUCAACCUCACCCUACGCGGUGUGGCCAAGGACGGCAUCUUGCUGGGCUCGUACGAAGAGGAACGGAAGAAGAUCGCCCACGAUCUGAUCAACUUUGAUUUCGAGCAUGCCAACGAGAUCGCUCGGGGCGAUGCGAAGCGUCUUGCCGAGAAUUUUAAGACGAAUACUCGUUUCAUUUCUGGCGUCGGCGUUGAGUAUGGUGAGAAUCAGCUCAACCGCUCAACCGCUGUUCAAGGCGCUGCGAAGCCCGGUUGCACCUUGCCGCCGGCGAAGGCCACUCGCUACAUCGAUGCCUGCCCUAUUGAUGUUCAACUGGAUAUUCCCAUUCUCGGACAGUUCCGUAUCUACGCUGUUCUAGACAAGGUUGCCAGCGCGCCAGCCAGGUCGUUCCUCACUAGCUUCAACGACUCUGUAGCGUCGGAAUCUUCCCUGUUCACACAAUUAUCAAAGGCCGCCGCUCAAUCAUACAAGGAGAAGCCCAGGGCGAGGAGAGUUGACGAUCAGCAUGUGCGCCCUGAACGGUACACAUCCGUCAGCGAGCUGAGCUCCUUCGCUCUGAUCACUUCUGCGGAAAAGAACGAUUUUGAGAUCUCGUCCUUGCCGCCGGUCUUUUCAAGGAGUGGCUGGACCGUCUACCUCGACGACGUCGCGCCGCUCGACACGCAAGGCCGCUCAUGCACCGACAAGUGGCUUGGGGGGCUCGCAGCAGACGAAGCUGCCAUCAUUAUUGUCAGGCCCGAUGGCUACGUCGGUUCAAUUGGCCGAUGGGACACGACGGAAUCCACCAGUGGACAGUCCGCCGCCCAAUGGCUCGACAACUAUUUUGGAGGAUUUCUGCAAGUCCCCGCAGCUAACUAA
This is a messenger RNA of Colletotrichum chrysophilum, 1911 nucleotides long. RefSeq lists its product as uncharacterized. Gene Ontology annotation, molecular function: FAD binding. The transcript is spliced from 3 exons. The record is from RefSeq and is a predicted model, not a curated record. Bases 1 to 1911 code for a protein of 636 amino acids. Lineage: Eukaryota; Fungi; Ascomycota; Sordariomycetes; Glomerellales; Glomerellaceae.